GGCUUAAAGUAGAAACAAGAAGAAGAAGAAGAAAGCGUUUCACUAAUUUAACAAGAAAAACAAUUGAAUCCAUUUUGUAACAAAAAACGUAGAUUGAGAUAAAGUUUAGAAUGGUCAGCGAAAUUCCAGCUAAGCUACAGAUCGGUACCAAAGAUGGUGUUCAAUACCCGCUAGCUGUGAAGUAUUGCGGCAAUUGCUCGAUGCCCCUGGAAUACUGCGAGUACUAUCCAGACUACGAGAAAUGCAAGCAGUGGCUAGCCAAAAAUCUCCCGGAUGAGUUUGAACGUAUUAAAUUGGGUGGAAGCGAAAGUGGCAGCGGGAGAUCAGCUGGCGGAGCUGCAGGUGGAUCUGCUGCUGGUGCAGCUGAAGAUGCCGGCGAGGAGGACAAGAAACGGCAAAAGCGAGGCGGAAAGGGUAUGAUGAAAACUAAGAAGGUUAAGGACGAUGUCGUGAAGAAGAUUUGCGUGUCCCGGUCGGCUCGCGGUAAGAAGAAGUCGGUUACCGUUGUUACCGGGAUGGGCACAUUCGACAUCGAUUUGAAGGUGGCUGCGAAGUUUUUCGGCACAAAAUUCGCCUGCGGUUCGUCAGUAACCGGUGACGACGAGAUUGUCAUUCAGGGGGAUGUUAAGGAUGAUUUGUUCGACGUGAUUCCGGAAAAGUGGCCCGAAAUAGAUGAAGACUUCAUCGAAGAUCUGGGAGAUCAGAAGCGAUAGGUUAAGUCGUCGACUAGCUGAGAUAUCCAUAUGCAUCGUAGGCUAGUUUGUUUUUAUUUUACAAUUUAACUUAUUUGUAUACAGGAAAUAUCAAGUCGUCAUCCACGUCCUCAAUCAAGACGCA
Molecule: messenger RNA, 837 nt
Organism: Wyeomyia smithii (pitcher-plant mosquito)
Lineage: Eukaryota; Metazoa; Arthropoda; Insecta; Diptera; Culicidae
Gene: DENR
Product: density-regulated protein homolog
Exons: 1
Coding region: 111-713 (200 amino acids)
Biological process (GO): translation reinitiation; formation of translation preinitiation complex
Molecular function (GO): translation initiation factor activity; mRNA binding
Source: RefSeq, a predicted model, not a curated record